AUGCCUCUUAAGGGAGCCCAAGAUACCUCUGCGAUACCCGAGGCACAAGGGCUCAAGUAUGACGAAUCCGAGAUGGCCCUCUUCCACGCCAAGCUGUCAUACCACUCCACUAUUGACGAGCGCAUUGCCUCCCAGGACACCAAUCUCGCGUCGAUUUCGGAAGCCCAGGCCAAAAUCAUCAAGCGAUGGGAGAUGCUCAAACAACUUGAGAAGGAGCUAGCAGAGAAAGGCAAGAGCCUCUCGCCGACCGAUAAAAGGCAGUUAGCACAGUACGAGUGGAGGUAUAAGCAUUUGGAGAAAACCGCAACCAAGACCACGAGUGGAUAG
Messenger RNA from Penicillium canariense, 327 nucleotides. RefSeq lists its product as uncharacterized. Bases 1 to 327 code for a protein of 108 amino acids. The transcript has a single exon. NCBI's taxonomy places the organism in Eukaryota, Fungi, Ascomycota, Eurotiomycetes, Eurotiales, Aspergillaceae. The record is from RefSeq and is a predicted model, not a curated record.